This is a messenger RNA of Scomber scombrus (Atlantic mackerel), 3201 nucleotides long. It is a transcript of the gene brox, whose product is annotated as BRO1 domain and CAAX motif containing. The record is from RefSeq and is a predicted model, not a curated record. The transcript has 13 exons. NCBI's taxonomy places the organism in Eukaryota, Metazoa, Chordata, Actinopteri, Scombriformes, Scombridae. Bases 130 to 1362 code for a protein of 410 amino acids.
GUCAGCUUCUACUCGGUGUUUAUUUCCGGAAGUAAGUUGUCAGUGUCAAGCUUUUCCCCUAAAAAAAACCUCACGUACGUCUCACAGCAACGACAGCCUCUUUAGGUGUGUCCUCCUCACACUCUCAGGAUGGCUCAUUGGUUUCAUAGAAAUCCUCUGAAGGCAACAGCACCUGUGUCCUUUAAUUUCUACGGAGUGGCAGGGAGCCCCUCUGCCAACAAGAUAUGCAAUGACUUGAGGACAAACAGAGCGAGACUUCUGGAGAUGUUCACCGAUGUCACCUGCAACCCAGAGAUCAUGAAAAAUGCCACAGAUGCGUACUUCGGCCUCCUACAAGGCUUUAUCUUAUCCUUGGAUGGGACUACACAAGAGAACAAGAUGAGGUUCAUCCAGAACUUCAAAUGGACUGACACUUUACAAGGAAACACACCAAGUGCCCAGCAAGAUGCAGUCUUUGAACUGGUCUCCAUGGCCUUCAAUGUAGCCGUCUGGUAUACCAAGUUUGCCUCGAGACUAGCAGGGAAAGAAAACAUUUCGGAGACUGAGGCGAAAGAUGUUCACCGGAGCCUGAAGGUUGCUGCUGGUAUAUUCAAAAAUCUCAAGGAGCUCCACAUCCCUCGUCUCAUCACCCCAGCUGAAAAGGGCCGAGACCUGGAGCCCAGAGUGAUUGACGCAUACAUCAUCCAGUCGCAAGCAGAAGCACAGGAAGUGACAAUUGCCAGAGCGAUCGAACUGAAGCAUAAUGCCACGAUCGUUGCAGCGUUGUCAUUCGAGACGGCAAACUUCUAUCAGAAAGCUGACCACACGCUGAACACCUUGGACCCAGAGUGCAGCAGCAAGUGGAGGAAGUACUUCCAGCUGAAGCAGCACUUCUACAUGGCUUAUGCGUACUGCUAUCAUGGACAGACGCUGCUGGCGGGUGACAAGUGUGGUGAAGCUAUCAGAUCUCUCCAGGAAGCAGAGAAGUGUUACUCCCGUGCCGAGGCGCUGUGUAAAGAGUAUCGUCAGACCAAAGGCCCGGGCUCCACGGCCAAACCUUCGGAGCAGCUGUUCUUUCUCAAAUUGGGCGGUCUCAUUAAAAACACACUGGAGAAAUGCGAGAGAGAGAAUGGCUUCAUAUACUUCCACAAGAUCCCGGCUGAGGCGCCCCAGCUCGAGUUGAAGGCGAGUUACGGCCUGGCGGAGCCGAUCUCCUUUGAGAUGCCGCCCCUCAGCGAGCAGUGCAGCGCUGAAGUUUACGCCACCUUUGACCUGACCAAGGGAGCCAAAAAUGACAAGGCCAAACCCAAGGAGGAGGAAGUGAAACCAGUGAAGGAGCCAGAUUUGAAGCCUGAGAAGGACACAGGCUGUACAAUCUCCUAAACAUCCCACACCCCGAUUCUUAUUUUCAGCCUCAGUGCUUCAGUUCCAUCAAUUAUAAUGAUGGAUCCCAUUUUUCUUUCCAUGUAAAACCUCCACAGGAAGAAUUGUUUUUUUUGGUUGUAAUAUUAAUCCACUGUGUUUUACAUUCAUGCUGAACAUGUGUAGUGUAUUUCAUUAUGACAACCACCUUUCUUUUUCUACGCCAGAGCCAGUUAAACAUCUUAGCAUGCGACCACGUCCUCUGAACAGCUCACAUUUGAUGAGAAUUAAUGAAAACAGCUCGACAUGAAGAAAAACAUUUUUAAAAAGAUGGGACAGCAGUUUUUUUUUUUCAGGUCAGCUGAAAGGAUGACUUUCAAAUUAGCGCUUCACAUGCAGGCAGUUUCAAGCUGAAUGAUGAUAAACAAGCCUUAUGAGUGAAGCAGUCCCUAUUAAUGGUGCCUUUGGCUGCAAUGUAAACUAUUCACUGUGGCCCAAAAAAGAUAAAAGUGUUUAGACUUUAUCGCACGGAGCUCUGGCCUGAAAAUCAGCAUAUUAAACCAGAUCCAAGCAAAAGAUGCAGCAGCAUUCAAAAAUGUUAAUAAAAAAAAAAAAAAGACCGUUAUUCACCCAGAGUAUUUACCACUACAAGAGAAUGAGAUACAACUCUCUGAGUAAAUAUAAAGGGGCAUUCCCACAAUCAUCCUGUAUACUAUUAUAAUACUUUUAUGAGCAUUUGAAUGCAUUUUAAGCUGAAGAUUUGUUCAAGAAACGCCUCAUUUAAACACACUUCUGAUGAUGAACACAAUAGAAAUGUAAAUCCGCAGUUUGCAUUUUUGUUUUGUUUUUUUUAGCUGUAGCAGUUUACAAUCACUAGUCUAGAUCACAUGAUGUAUCUACUGUAGUUCCUUUUUCUUUUUGUACAUGAUGUAGCUGUUUUUCUACUUUUUACUAUUAUUGAUUCAAGAAAACUUUCUUACUGGAGGAAGGCUGAUAUAUUCUUUAACAUGUUGAGAUGCGUCCCUUAUAAUAAUAGUAGUUAUUUUUUAUUUAUUUCUGUUAUGUAAUGAUAUUUUUAGUUGACUACUUAAAAAACACAGUGUAUUACCCUAUGUUCAUUCAAAUCAUUCAUUCUCGGUGAUGAUUGUUUUUGAUUAUUUUAUGUUUCGGUGGAUACAUCAGAAUAGUCACUAAUGCAUAAAAUGCUUACUCUUGUAAACAUCUAGUUGCUGAAAGAGUGCUGUCGUCAAUACAGUAGUUGACACAAUGUAUGUACUGUACCUCUAUUGAGUGUUAUCCCCUUUCUAUAAUGACAUAUUGCAGAUUGGGGCAUUGUGCAUUAAUUAGAUAACCAGGGGUGGGAGACAGUAUUGAGUCUUCAUGUCUGAAAUAAAUCCAAUAUGCUGCUGAAGAGCCGCUCAUGUUAUCAAAACUCUCCCAAACUCUUGCAUAUAAAUUCCUCUCAUAAACAUAACAUAACCAUCAAUUGCUAGAAACUUGUAUAAUCUGUAAUAUACUGCUCACAUGUGCUCAUUUAUGUCCGUACAUACAUAUAAAGUAUAUUUGCUUUAGCUGAGGUAGACUGAUCAGUAGUAAGAAAUACUCAUUUAUUUCUUUAUAACUCAUUGUAACACACUUACCGUUAACGGUUGUUCGUUAUAUUUGGAACAGCGGAUUAAACGUUGCAGAAAUCCGACCUACACCGGUACCCUUAUUCUUUACAAGGCCUCUGUUUAUCAAUAGGGCGGGUCCGAUUGCCGUCACUAUGUAUCCUCAUUGUAGCGAGCACACUCCUGUGACUCGUUAUUCUUUUCUCUAAUGGUGUCCUUCAUGUGUAAAAUGUAUCUCAAAUGGAUUAAA